UGGGCCUUAGUAAGGGAGGAAGGGGGGCUGGCCAUAUAAAAACUGACAGAACACAAGUGGUGCUUUAUCCACCCUUUCCCACUCGGGGUAAGAGGAAACCCAAAACUCUUCUGGCUCAAACCAGCGUUGCCCUUUUUUCUUUUUCCCUCUCCUUUCUCUCACACCCAUUGGACGCGUGUGCGCGCUCUCAGGACAAGAAUAGCAGCAUCAUCUGCACAGACAACAAGCGGUCCCAGCAAAAUGUCGCCUUUUGCUUUGCUUCUCAUCGCCACGCUUUUAAAUGGAGUAUUGAUGCAGGAUGAAGUCCCCACAAUUAUAUCACUGCAGGCCCAUGAAGAUGGUUUUGUACGUGGAGACAUGGUUCUGCCAACUGAUGCCCCUGAGAACACAGAUGAUGCAGAAGGUCAAGUUGUGGUUUACCCCACUGCGAUAAUCCAAGACCUUUCUGAACAAACAACAGCGGAGGCAGAAGAAAACAACAACAGUGGCCCUACAACUGAGGAAGCAACAGUUGAAAGAACCAGCUCAGCAGAAAAGGUUCAGACUGAGCGGACUCCCGUGAACCCGGAAACACCGGCGCCUGUUCCUCCCAGAGGUGAUGGAGCGAUCGUUAUCCCAAAGCCAGCGCCUGAGGGACGCGUUUCCUGUGUGACCAAAGACGCUGUGGAAGGAAAAAACGCUGUCAGCCUGAAAGUCAAGACGCCCUCCAGCUGCGGAGAAACAUUAAGAAAAAUUGAGGAUGUUAUCGACAACUUGUGUGAUGGAGACUGCAAACUGGAAAUCUAUCAGGAAGUCAACACGGAUGAAGUCCUGAUAUCUGGGAAAAAUGUUGAAGAUGAUCUCACAGGGAUGGUCAACAAGUUCAACAAUGACAACGUAAAGGAUAAAAUUGAUGUUGAGCAGGCUGUUCCUCGUUGGGGAAAGAACUCCAAGCUGGUGCUGGUUUCGCUGCUGUUGACUGGAUUGUUGCUGGCAGCUCUGCUAGUAGCUGGCUAUUACUUCAAGACACAUCACAAAAACUCCAAAGGAGUGAGACUGGCCGAGUCAUUCCAGGUAGAUGAGGAGAACCAGGCCAACACCCUGGUUUCGGUGGCCCCUUUACCCCAGGAGCCCCUCGACAAGCCCACUGUCAAUGGAGAGGCUCCACCGGAAAACGGGACCAACUCGGCCCCCACCACUAAUGGACACUCUGCCACCCAGACCCCAGUGGCUGACACAGAGAUGUGAACCAGAGCACCCUCGACCAGCUGUUCUACCCAUCAUCCAUUAACCCCUCUGUUUCCUCUGAGUCAAAUUCACCCAGAAUCUGUCACAACCCUUAGAAUUCCACUCUGCACCUCCUCCUCAAAUUGCACCACUUUGGAUGACGAAGAUAAUGACGACAAUGAAGCAAAUGAUGAAGAGAUAUAGGGACAGUGUUUGUAAUGUGAAGAUUGGCAACUAUUGCUGGUGUCAAGAAGAACCCGCUUAUGCUGACUGACUGACUGACUGACUGUUCUGACAUCAGUCUUAUUAUGAAAAUAUCUGUAGAACCAUAAAAUAAUGCCAAAUGUUGGUCCCUGACUAAUAAGCACAAAAUGCUUUAUUGCUUUAAUUUGCAUUUGUGCAGCAGUGAAACCAAGGAAGGAAAACCGUUUAGACAUUUUGAGAUGUUUUUAAAGCGACUGUAACUUAUUGCUUUAUGGGGUUAUUGCUUUAACAUACUGUCCUUAAUGAAUGAAAAACAUUCAGAAAGUUUAAGUUUGCUGGAUGUCAUUAAGAAAUAUGUCAUGCCAUGGCGGGAAUUCUUCCCAGGAACCUAAGAUCAGCUGACAUGAUAAUAACAGGGAAAUAUUUGAAUGGAAAAUAACAAGCAUGGCCUUUGGUUUCUGUUGAGAAAUGCAAUGAUGCUACCAACCUUUUAGAAAUGUGUACGUUUCCACAAAAAACACAAAACCGUUGUGUGUAGACUUUCAGCCUACUGAACAACACAAACCUCUGUAACUGACCUCUGUUCAUAGUUCAAUGGGACUAGGUUCAAAUUGUAUUUUUAUUUUGUGUCUGUGGUGGGAUUGUCAUUAUUGUACAGUUUUGUUUCAACAAAUGCUACUUGUUCCUACCAUACUAUCGUUUUAGGGAAUGGUGAAGACUAGCAACUUGCUUAAAAUCAGACGAAGUUGCAAGGAAGCAGAGAAAAUCACUGCUGGGAGUUUCUUUGUGGCGUACACCAGAUUCAGCAUUCCCUUUUUUUUUUCUUUUGCAUUUACUUAUGUACUGCAUGUGUAAAUAUGCUUGUUUUUUUCAUUUAUAAACUGUGAUUGUUGACAAAAUGUUUCAAAGUUGUGUUCAGGUUGUGUUGCUUUGAUUACAUUUCAUACAUCCAAAUUCCAACAAAGUUUAUUUAAAAGCUUCACAUAAAUACAUUUAGAAUGGUAACAUACAUACAGAGCUUUGCCUCUAAGGGACUGAUAAGGGCUCGGUUUGAGAAAAAACUCAGGCUGAAUCAAGUUGCAGAUAAUUGUGAUGAUGUAAUUGUUAUAAUGAUUGACAAAUUUAGUAACUCCCAUCACUGUCUACAUUAUACACCUGGAAAAGGAGUCAUUAGGGAUGCACUUACCCAAAUAAACAAAGUGUUGACUAUCAGACAGCUCCCUCUUAUCUCUGUCCUAUGUUCCGCAGCAAGUCAUGCAAAGUUAUGUGCAUAAAAAUGCAAACUACACUGAGGGGCAAAUCCAUUAGUAAAAUGUGAAGUCAGUAGAAAAGGGAAAGUGAGGUCAGAAAAGUAGAGAUUAAAUAUGGAACAACUCCUGAGUCACAUACAUUGUACCAGAGAGAGUUCAAGUAUACAGUUCAAUAUUGAGUCACACUCUGUCACAGUGUUUAAUUACCACUCAUGAUAGUUUGAGAUCGAAUCCCUUUAGAUUAAAGCCAUAAAACUUUUCAUAAGCACAAAAAAAAAAAGGU
Menidia menidia (Atlantic silverside) is the source of this 2943-nucleotide messenger RNA. The record is from the annotation of a GenBank genome assembly. Lineage: Eukaryota; Metazoa; Chordata; Actinopteri; Atheriniformes; Atherinopsidae.